Uranotaenia lowii is the source of this 2324-nucleotide messenger RNA. RefSeq lists its product as uncharacterized. Lineage: Eukaryota; Metazoa; Arthropoda; Insecta; Diptera; Culicidae. The record is from RefSeq and is a predicted model, not a curated record. Gene Ontology annotation, molecular function: protein binding. The coding region runs from base 1764 to 2324 and encodes 186 amino acids. The transcript has 4 exons.
GAUUUUGCGGAUUCGGCCGUUAUAUCGGUGUGUUCUGGUUCUCUGGUGUUGUUAGCUACACCGUUUGUGGGUGCCGUUCGGGUUUAGCGACGAGUUUGGCCCCCAUAGUGUUGGCGGGUGGUUGGGACAGGGUCUUUCGCUGAGCGUCUCUUGAUCGUUCUCGUCGUUUCGUCACCGCCGCCGUCGCGUAUCCUUUACUUCCGCUCCAGAGAUUAGAGAUUGAUUGUCGAUGCACACAGGCCUUUGACGGGUUGACGACUGAAGGAAGUUGUGACACGUGAGAGGGGGUGAAAGCUGUGUGCACAUAUCCGAGGGUAUAUCCCGGAGUAUGUCAAUUUGAGGAGUGUUUUUUUUUCUCUCGUGUACUGAAGCUUCAGCUGUUUGUCAGGUGUGUGCCACGAAGGGGUUACGAAGAGUUCGGGGCACCGCAGGAAGUGUUGAGGUGUUGCGGCUCCAGGUGGUGGUAGAAAAUCGGGAUGGCAAAUUGCCUUGGGAAAUCCGUAGCGCGUGGUGAUUUUUAACUCUCGCUUCAGCCGCUUGUGUUUUAUCCAGGUGGUGUGCAUCGGUCGGAUGCUGGUGCUUCCAGCUUGGGUUCGAAGUUGGAAGAUUUUUUUCCCUCAGCUUCUCGAAUGGAACGUUGAAUUGUUCGAAGGGUUCAACGAGUUAUAGAGAGUGAGGUUAAGGGCCAGUUUAUGUGGCACAAGAAUCGUUUUUCGGUAACAGCCACACACUAAAGAAUCAACCCCCAACUCCCUCCCUCGUAUGUGAAGCUUUCCCAAAAUACAAUUGUAUGUGUAUUUUUCGUGGAUGUGAGUGCCCUUCUAUUGUUCCGUAGAGUACCCUCAGAGAGGCAUAGGGAAUACGUUGGGAAAUGUGUCGUUUAUACCUGUUUGAAGUUGCUGCGACAGGUCGGCUCACACGAGAACCCGUAGCCGAAUUCCGGCCCGGCUCGCUCUCAUGUUGAACUAAUGAAUAAGUAAAUGAAUCUGUCGGAUGUCAGCCUCCCGUCGUUGUGGCGUUCUCGUUUCCGUGGGCCGGAAUAGUGCUUCUGUGUACCCCCUCUUCGGUUUUUAGAGUCUAACUACAUACAAUACAAUACACGACAUCCUUCAAGCAGGUUGUUGGAUUCAUGAGUUAUGCCGGUGUGGAUCGAAGAACCUCGUCAUGAAUCGGUGGCUCCCGUGACGUUGAACGCGUUCUGUGGAGGAGAUGAAUAAAGGAUAAGGUCCUGGAGUUGGAAAAAUUGGAGUAAAAACAUUGCUCUGGCUGGUGGAGCCUGCGCCUGCGAAUGUUUUACCGCCUGGCCUGGCAGAGCAAGAUUUGUGGUUCCCAGACCGGUGAUAUCCCGGCUGCUAAUGAAGCCAUCCGUCAUCCCAUCUAAAACGACGUAGGUAAACCUACCGCUGCCUACAAAUGGGAUUAAUGUAUCUAUAGUGGGGAACACGUGGAAAGCCAUCGUUCCGGAUGUAAUGAAUAAUGAAAUUUAACGGCUGCCGCUCAAAGGGAGAUUGAAUGUGAAAAUAGUACCCAUCACUGUGGAAAGUGGAAUACCUACGGUUCAUUGAAUGAUAUAGUCAUUUUGCUGAAGUAAUCUAUUUUGUAAACGAGUCCUGGAAUUGUUCGUUCUGGUGUUGCGCAUGAUAAAAUCUAUAUAAAGUGCUAGUGACAGUGUAAUGCUGAAAACCACGCUAAAUUUCUGAAGAGGAAAAAGAUUCGUUUUUCUGAUUUGGUGAAGUGAAUGAAACGGGCUGCGCGUUCGGUGAAUGAUGAUGAUGAUGGCACAUAAUCUUCCGGGCGGGCAGCGGCGCUUCGGCAGCAGAAGUACAAUGGCCACGUGUCGAUCCGGGUUUAGUGUGGCAGUGGUUCUGGUGCUGCUAAGUACCCUGCGAACACGAUACCAUGGGGUGCGGGGGUGGAAACUGGAUAACCGGAACAUUCUGUACACCAAUCAGGAUAUCUCGUACGAGUGUCCCAUCAAUACGAUGUGCCGGUGCGCCAGCAUGCCAAACGAGACGGCCCUUCUGGAGAUCAACUGCAACGAGGUGGCGCUUUACAAGUUUCCAGAAUUCCUCCACGGAACGAUAAAGCACAUCGACAUGUCACGCACAUUCAUCCACAACGUGGACGACGAAACCUUCCAGGGGCUGCGACUGGAAUCGCUCAAGCUGGUCGACAACAAGAUCCAGGACAUUUCCGAGAAGAGCUUCAACUUCAUGCAACACUCGCUGGUAUCACUGGAUAUUUCGGACAAUCAACUGCAAGGACUGCCUCUCGAUUCACUCAAAAAUGUCCACACUCUAAGCCGAUUAGUGGCCCAAAGGUAA